Molecule: messenger RNA, 1407 nt
Organism: Neoarthrinium moseri
Lineage: Eukaryota; Fungi; Ascomycota; Sordariomycetes; Amphisphaeriales; Apiosporaceae
Exons: 1
Coding region: 1-1407 (468 amino acids)
Biological process (GO): lipid metabolic process
Molecular function (GO): phosphoric diester hydrolase activity
Source: RefSeq, a predicted model, not a curated record
AUGACUGACCUCACCAUCCGGAACCUCACCGCCACCCCACUCGAGCUCAAGCUCGUGGAGCGGUUUGACGGGCAGCCGGUGAAAAAUGGGGGAGACAAUCGUAUGGGAAACAUCACGAGCAGGAUCACGGGCAUCUUCAACUCGUCCUCGGUGGCCCCCAAUGUGACACCGCAGGGCGACGCACGCGAUCGCCGGGAUGUCUCCAUCCCGCUCCCCUGCUUUGGAAACACCACCACCGAUGUCAAGGCCGCGGACCCCAAUGGCCGCGAGGUGGUGCGGCUGACUUUCGAGUCUGAGGGCCACCGGUACGAGGUCGACGUGCCGACCUCCUCGCGGCGCAGUACCGUGCUCAAGAAGCUGGACGAUGGGCCCCGCGAGUUCACAGCCGUGUAUGUUGCUUCGGGCUCGUGCCUCUCCAUCUUCAGCUCCGCGAACCUGGGCAGCUGGAUGCAGGAGUUGCGGGACGACUGGCCGCUGUCGGCCUUGUCCAUCCCGGGCACGCACAACAGCCCAACCUGCCACGUCGCUCUCCCCUCAGUCCGAUGCCAGGCCGCCAACGUGCGUGAGCAGCUCGACAACGGCGUGCGGUUCUUCGACGUUAGAUUGCAGACCAGCCCGGACAACUCGGACUUGAUCCUGGUGCACAGUGCGUUCCCGAUCUCUCUGACGGGCAACAAAUACUUCCACGACAUGCUCAACGACGUCUACGCCUUCCUGGACGCCAACCGCUCCGAGACUCUCAUCAUGAGCCUCAAGCGUGAGGGCACGGGGAAAGGCACGGAUCAGCAGCUGUCCAAGUAUCUGCGGGAUCGGUACUGCGGCGAUGGGAACCGGUGGUUCACGGAACCGCGGAUCCCGCGCCUGGGCGAGGCCCGGGGCAAGGUGGUGCUGCUCCGGCGCUACGGCAACGACGAGUCGCUCAACGGCGAGCACGGCGGGCGGGGCUUCGGGCUCGACACGAGCGAGUGGCCGGACAACUGCGACGACAAGGUGACGGGCGGGCCGGGGCUGGCGCGGGUGCAGGACUUCUACGAGAUGGACCAGAGCCACAACAUCGGCAAGAAGAUCGACCUGGCGCGGGCGCACCUGGAGCGCGCGGGCGAGCCCACGUGCCCCUUCGGCGACCCGGCGGCGCCCGACCACCUGCCCUUCUUCGUCAACUUCCUGUCGGCGAGCAACUUCUUCAACGCCAACUGCUGGCCCGAGAAGAUCGCCGCCAAGGUCAACCCGGCCAUCGUCGAGUACCUGUGCCUGAACCACGGCGAGGCCGGCAGGGGCCCGAAUAAUCUGGGCGUCGGCGAUGCGUGUACGGGCAUCGUGGUCACCGACUGGGUCGGCCUCGGCGGCGACUGGGAUCUGAUCCGGUGUAUCGUGGGAUGGAACGCACGACUGCAGCUGAAGCAAUAG